Messenger RNA from Naegleria fowleri, 729 nucleotides. RefSeq lists its product as uncharacterized. The coding region runs from base 1 to 729 and encodes 242 amino acids. The transcript is spliced from 4 exons. The record is from RefSeq and is a predicted model, not a curated record. NCBI's taxonomy places the organism in Eukaryota, Heterolobosea, Eutetramitea, Acrasida, Naegleriidae. Gene Ontology annotation, molecular function: nucleotide-sugar transmembrane transporter activity; antiporter activity. Gene Ontology annotation, cellular component: Golgi apparatus.
AUGGCAAUUGUGGGCGGAAUGUGUUUCGUCAUUUAUGGAGACUUUUAUUUGAAUCUUACAGGAUCUAUCAUUGCACUGUUGGCCAUAGUGUUUGGAGCUACAUCACAAAUUGCAAUCAAUUAUUACUGCAAAGAAUAUGAUAUCAAUGGAUUUGAGUUAUUAUUUAAUCACUCUCUUUAUUCCUCAGUACUUUUAGCUGUUUUAGCCUUUCCUGUUGAUGGUGUUGAAUCUAUUUCACAUAGUAUGAAUAGAUUUGUGAGUGAUCCAUCCUUCUUUAAUAUUAUCAUCAUUUCGUGCUUUGCUGCCUUUAUUGUUAAUGUUGCUGGUUACUUGGUAAUUGGAAAAUUAUCUCCUCUUACAUUCCAAGUGCUUGGUCAUGCCAAGACCAUUUCAAUAUUAAUAGGAGGAUUUUUGUUCUUUGGUAACGAAAAUGAAUUGAAUCCUAUCAAGCUAUUUGGUAUCUUAAUCGCGUUGGGUGGAACUAUUGCAUACUCGUACAUUAAGUAUCAACAAGAAAUCAAGAAGGAUCAAUCUGCAGCAACCAGUAGUGUCAGUACAAAUGGAAAUAUUGCAAAGCAUGAACCUCUUCCACAAUCAGAACAGGAAGCAGACGAUCUUGAGGCCAAUCUCGAAAAACAAUCCUCAAUAGAAAUCGACAAUCACCAAACAAAUGAAGUUGUGACUUCAUCGACUGAGGAGGAAUUGCCUGUACAAGACGUCAAGAAAUAA